Carassius gibelio (silver crucian carp) is the source of this 1661-nucleotide messenger RNA. Its product is annotated as gap junction epsilon-1 protein-like. The transcript is spliced from 3 exons. Lineage: Eukaryota; Metazoa; Chordata; Actinopteri; Cypriniformes; Cyprinidae. Gene Ontology annotation, biological process: cell communication. Gene Ontology annotation, cellular component: connexin complex. The coding region runs from base 153 to 767 and encodes 204 amino acids. The record is from RefSeq and is a predicted model, not a curated record.
AUGCCUCGCCUGUCUGUUUGCUCUCUGGUUUAUGACUCGAAAAGCUUGCCGUCAGAAAGGCGCCCCCAACAUGCGCUUUUCCAGCAGGUCUGUCUUUCCCUCGGGACGCAGUGACAUGAGAGCAGGACCUCGGUUCUGAUUUAAGAAGGGGGAUGAACAGCACUCCGCCUGGAUUACGGUUGCUCAGGCCUCCAACAGUGAUAGGCCAGUUCCACACACUGUUUUUUGGCUCUGUGCGUACAUUUUUCCUUGGAGUCCUUGGAUUCGCUGUCUAUGGCAAUGAGGCCCUCCACUUCAGCUGUGAUCCAGACAAAAGGGAAAUAAACCUUUACUGUUACAACCAGUUCAGGCCUAUAACACCUCAGGUAUUCUGGGCAUUGCAGCUAGUCACUGUCUUGGUGCCUGGAGCUGUGUUUCAUCUUUAUGCUGCCUGUAAAAAUAUAGACCAGGAUGAGAUCCUUCAGCGGCCAGUGUCCACAAUCUUUUACAUCAUCUCUGUCCUGUUGAGAAUAAUCCUGGAAGUUUUAGCAUUCUGGCUUCAGAGCCACCUUUUUGGGUUCCUGGUUGAUCCUCUUUAUAUGUGCGAUGUCAGUGCCCUUGCAAAGAUCUUCAGCAUCUCAAAGUGUAUGGUCCCUGAACACUUUGAGAAGACUAUCUUCCUCAGUGCGAUGUACACCUUUACCGUCAUCACCAUACUCCUCUGUAUCGCUGAGAUUUUUGAGAUUCUGUUCCGAAGACUUGGUUAUUUAAACCAGCCAGUGACUUGAGAAUUUAGAAAGUGUUUUGAGUGAUACUUAAACAUUGUUUGUUUUCUGUUUUCUGUGGGUCUCUGAAUGACAGACAGGACAUAAACCCACAUACCUCUGCAUUUUCUGGUGGUAGACACAGAAAUACAUGCUUUUUAAAACAAGACAGCCUAUUAUUCCUUUUUUGGAAUAAUCAAAAGAAAACAUGUCUAAUUUAUGGCAAGGGACUCAUUAAUCUUUUUAGCUUUUCAGAUUUUUUAAGCCUAAAAAAGCACCUAUCUAGCAGGAGAAACUCUUUUUUUCUUUUCUUUUUGACUUGUAUGAGCUAUUUGGCUUUAAAUAUUAUCUCUGCAAUAUUAUUUUCAGAUUUAGAUUUAUACUUAUAUUGCAGUAUUACACAACAUGCACGUACUAUUUUGCCAAAUAUUAUUUGAUUUCAAUUUCAACUAAGAUUGAUUCUUCUUAAGGAAGAAUAAUUACAUGCAACAGUGCAUCAGUAUCUAAAAACAUUAUUGAAAGGUCCAUGGUCUCUACUUACAAUCAUGCACAUUGAUAGUUCAUUCAUCAGCUGUUGAUUUCCAUCUAGUUUAUGUCAAUUUGACAAUUAUCUUGUGUGGUUUUAGUAUCUGUAUCUGUACAUUUUUAUCAGACAUCCAUCCAACUUUUGUUAUUAUUCUCAGCUAAGUGUUUCAUCUCAGGUACAAAAUGGCAUACUGUGAUCUAUUAUUUUGUGUCAGCGGGUAACUAUGUAUUAUAAGGAUACGAUUUAUGCAUAAAUGAAACAUCCGAGGAGAUCUGACAGCUUGUCUGGCCUGCACAUCUUCCCACAGUGGCCUUCCCACUGUUUCAACACCACAGCUAUUUGAGUAAUAGCUUUUGUACCAUGUGUAUAGAACUGAUCAUUUAUACUGGUUU